AUGGAAGAAUCCAAGGAUAUGGGCGAUCCUCCCUUGCUGAUCCUAGAGAAGCCCGAAUAUGAGGUGGAGAUAACUGCAACGCAUCCUAUGCCAGUGGACCCUGUGGCUGCAUUCAAGCGUUGGAUGAAUAGCUUCCGAUCCCGAAGAUGCUGUCCCCCACCCGAAAGAUACGUCGAGGGUUGGCCAAUGGAAGUCAAGCCAGAUGACCGAGACCUUCUACCGGACUUGCUACCCUCGAAUGAGUACCAGGAAAAACAAUGGGAGUCCUUGUCUCCCCGUUCGUCCAAUCUUGGAACCGUUAAGACGGCUACUCUGAGCAUUACUAGCCAAAGUGUGGUACGGUCGAGGGGAACUACACAGAGCACAACAAAUCAAAGUAUAAGGUCCGAUGCUCGUGAAUCGCUAGACAGCAUCAGACCCGCGUUGAAUUCCUCAAUAGAUGAGGAAGCCCAACACAGGGCCAUUAAGAGGCGACGUGUUCUCCGAGAACUGAUCACUACCGAAUGUGACUAUAUAUUCGGCUUGAAAGCACUUGCGGAUGCCCUUUUCAUAUUUUCUGCCAGACCAGAGAUUUACCACAAUGUUCAACAGAUCCGAGACACGCAUGAGAACUUCCUUGCUCAGAUUCGAAAGCUGACACCCAUAUCGAAUUUGGCAGCGGCUGAGUUCGACAGUCUGAUGCCUCGGGGGAUUCACAAGCGUUUGAGUGCAAUUGACUUUGGUUUGAGGACUUUGCAUGCUAAAUCUCUGCGAUCACGCAGCUUUAGGGCUUCUAUGGAUUCCCGUCUCAAAGCCUUGGCUGCGGAGACAAAAGAAGCUUUGCAGGUUGCGCUAGAAGUCGGAAACUUGUCGGCGUCUUUCACAGCAUACAGAUUAUUCUGUAAAAACUAUGGCUUGCUCACAGUGGACGUUAACUUUCUCCGCCAGUCUGUACCGGAUUGGCGUAUAUUCGACCAGGGUAUUGAAGCUCUAUCAAAAUCGGUAACAUCGUUGGAACGGCAGACAAAGGAGGAAAAUAGAGCUAUGUCUUUGAAUGACCUUCUGAUCAAGCCGGUUCAGCGUCUGUGCAAAUACCCUUUGCUGCUUGAGGAAUUGUUACGAUGGACACAUAUCCAAGACGACCCAUCUGCCCAUGACGGCAUCCGACAGGUCCUCGAACAAGUCCGCGCGGUGGUGUGCGAAGUAAAUCAAAUUACCGACAACCCUGUUAGCAAGGCACUAGUGAAGCAGACGUUUUUGCUACAGAGCUUCAUGGACCUAUCAGCAUCGAACACGAUCGAUAACAUCUACAAGCAACUGGGUCCUUUGAGCCUCUGUGGGGUUCUUCACAUCACAUACCAGACACCUGAGUAUAUUACGGGAGGAUACAUGGUCUGCAUUCUAUUCACCUAUCAUUUCGUGAUUGCCAAACCAAGCAAUGACUACCGAAGGCUUCAGGCAUUAGCAUGCCUGUAUAUUUCUGACAUGAAGAUCGAUUCAAUCAGAAACGGAGAAGGUGAGGAAGCUGCCUAUGACGGUCGCCUUUCUCUGGGAAAGAACUAUGAAUUGGUGCUCAGUGCUUCGUCAGCACGUGAAGAAAAAAAAUGGGAAACUGAGAUGCUCAAGUCUGCGGCCGUAUUAACUGACAUACCGAAGUCAGUAGUGGCGAAGCUGAAAGAAUACUCAUUCCUGUCUCUGGAGUUGGCCCCAUUGAAUUGCGGCAACGGUCCCCUGCCUCUCUUACCUCGCCGGCCAUCUAUGCAGGCACUGGCUACGUCGCGGACUCUACCAGAUUCACAGAACAUCAUAAUCAAAAAGACGCAUUGUCCACAAAAACUCCAGAUGACGGAAUCUGUGGACGGGGAAAUCGAGCGGCCAAAGAUGUCUUCCUUGUGUCCAGCGCUUAUACUGACCGCCAGGAGACAAGAUCGGAUACUGCUAGAACGUGCCAUUUCUUCUUUCUACACGCGGGACGCUCUUCCAUACCCUGGAAUGACUCUGGGCAAGGGGGACAUUUUUCAUAGUCCUGGGUCCCUUAUGAGACACCUGAGCCGCCGGCCGGGAUUGUACCGACGCUCCAGCUGUGUGAGCCUCAGCACCGGAGGACAUCCUCUUAAGUCUACUACAGAAGUGGCAUAUUCAGAUGAGAUAAAAGACCCUAGGAAGCUUGCAAAGAGUCAGGAGAAGAGUUUACGAAAUGUAUCUAGAGGCAAGCCAACAACUCCGGAGACAGACAAGGGACCUAUCUUGCCGCGACAUAGCAAGGAAAGCAUUAGAAGGUCCAAGACAUGGAAAGGGAAAGGGGGACCGAAAGCGACGUUCAAGGCUGAGAUCAUUCCGACCAGUAAUGGCAACAAAGGAACGGAGACUCCCGACGGCUGUUCCUUGAAGGCAUCUGCUAUCCGGAGAAUGUUCAAUUCGAUGUCCUCCCGACGAACGAAAAGACAGGGUCGCAUGGGGCUUGGAAGUGGAGUGUGA
Aspergillus niger is the source of this 2457-nucleotide messenger RNA. RefSeq lists its product as uncharacterized. Gene Ontology annotation, cellular component: cytoplasm. Gene Ontology annotation, molecular function: guanyl-nucleotide exchange factor activity. The transcript has 6 exons. The record is from RefSeq and is a predicted model, not a curated record. Bases 1 to 2457 code for a protein of 818 amino acids. Lineage: Eukaryota; Fungi; Ascomycota; Eurotiomycetes; Eurotiales; Aspergillaceae. Gene Ontology annotation, biological process: intracellular signal transduction; regulation of GTPase activity.